Molecule: messenger RNA, 5167 nt
Organism: Pygocentrus nattereri (red-bellied piranha)
Lineage: Eukaryota; Metazoa; Chordata; Actinopteri; Characiformes; Serrasalmidae
Gene: ppp3r1b
Product: protein phosphatase 3 (formerly 2B), regulatory s1ubunit B, alpha isoform, b
Exons: 6
Coding region: 243-905 (220 amino acids)
Molecular function (GO): calcium-dependent protein serine/threonine phosphatase regulator activity; calcium ion binding
Source: RefSeq, a predicted model, not a curated record
CCCCCCGCACCCCCUCGCUCCUCCCUGCUCUGCCCACUCUGCUGGCUGUUCCCCCCUCGCUGCGCUGCGGAUCUCCCGAGCCUACCGCAGUGAAUCCGUCAUCCCUCGACUCAGGUCCCGAAAUACCAGCCGACAGGUCGGAGAGACGGUACCAGAAGCGGCGACGUUCCCCGGAAAAGGCCUCUCUUCUCUUCUCCUUCGAGUGAAGUCGUGUCCGAGGCGAGGACAGCCCGACCGCCGGAAUGGGAAAUGAAGCAAGUUAUCCCUUGGAGAUGUGCUCGCACUUCGAUGCUGAUGAGAUUAAGAGACUAGGGAAGAGGUUUAAGAAACUCGACCUAGAUAACUCUGGUUCUCUCAGCGUGGAGGAGUUCAUGUCCUUGCCUGAGCUCCAGCAGAACCCACUGGUUCAACGAGUCAUUGACAUAUUUGACACAGAUGGCAAUGGUGAAGUGGACUUCAAAGAGUUUAUUGAGGGAGUCUCUCAGUUCAGUGUCAAAGGAGACAAGGAGCAGAAAUUACGCUUCGCAUUCCGGAUUUAUGACAUGGAUAAGGACGGCUACAUAUCGAAUGGUGAGCUCUUCCAGGUGCUGAAGAUGAUGGUAGGCAACAACUUGAAGGACACGCAGCUUCAGCAGAUCGUUGACAAGACCAUCAUCAAUGCCGACAAGGAUGGAGAUGGCAGGAUAUCCUUUGAGGAGUUCUGUGCGGUGGUCGGUGGAUUAGACAUUCACAAAAGAUGGUCGUGGAUGUGUAAAUGGACAGACGGCCCCUUCACCAAACGCCUCUCUCACUCUCUCUCUCUUUCUCUCACUCUCUCUCUCUCUCACUCUCUCUCUCACUCUCUCCUUUCUAACUCUGCUCCUCUCGUUCUCUUCUUUUCUCUUUGCUUUCUACUCCAUGUCUGAGAAUCAGCUAACAGUGUCUGGCUAAUGCGCUGCCCUUAUUUAUCUCUCUGUUUCUCGCUCCCCCUUUAUUUCCUCCUGGUUUUCUCUUGCUUUCUUCCUCUCUCUCUCUCCCCCUCUUAUUUUUUUUUUUCCAAUGAAAGUAUUUUGUUUUGUGUGAUUAUCCCCACGCCCCCCCACCUCCCAAAAAAAAACAAACAAAAGUAGUCUCAAGACGCCAAUCAUUCUAAGUGUUAACGAGCAUCUUCUGCUAACGAUGUUCUGGCGUUGGGUAGGACAGCUGGAGAAAAGGCUUUUCUGACACUGAGCAAGCAUUUCAGUUUGGUGGAGGAGGGGAAGAGAGAGCAUGUGUUUAUAUCUGUAUGAGUGUCUGUAUGUAUGCGUUAGUUACGAUUUCUUUUCGUUUUUGCAGGGGGACUUUUUUAUAUUUAUUUUGGUCUUGUCUUUUUUAAAAGUGAGGAUGUAGGUGUACAGGGAAAAUUGUCUAAGCAGUUGAGACGCAACACGAUGUAUACUUGAUUCAUCACAAACGCGCAGAUAGAGCAUCAAGUGCCAAUCAAGCAUAAAUAUAUAUAUAUAUAUAUAUAUAUAUAUAUAUAUAUAUAUAUAUAUAUAUAUAUAUAUAUAUAUAUAUAUAUAUUAUAUAAUAUGUGUGUGUGUGUGUGUGUGGUUUAUAAAAAUAGGUGAAUAUAUAAAUAUAUAUAAAUAUAUAUACAUAUACAUUACUAUCUAAAGCUGUUUAAUGUUAUUGGGAGAUGUUUUUGGGCUCUGUCGGAAAGUACUGCACGAAAUACACCAACACGAGUUUGCUAACAGGUUCAAAAAGUUGUUUCUUCAUGGGACGUCUGCAUCAGAUAUCACGAAACGAAAGGAGUUGAUUAGUGUUUUGUAAUACGGGGUGUGCGUAUGUAUGUGUGUAUGUAUGUAUGUGUGUGUGAGUAUGUGUGCACUGUUUAUACUGUCAGGGUGUUAAAAUGCAGUCCUUGCUUUCUGAUAUCCAGUGGUUUAGAAUAAAAUGCAAAAACAUUUGAAGUUGUGCACAUACACAGAUUUUAUGGUUUACUUUUAUGAUAUAGAUUUUUUUUUUUCUUUUCUUUUUUUUUCAGCUGUCAGAUAGCGACACAUACACUGCUAUAGGAUGGAAUAGUGCCAUCUGCAUCCCUAUCAACAUUUUUUUUGUGUGUGUGUGUGUGUAUUUUGCAUUUAUCAACUUUGCAACAUUUACUAUAAUAUAAUAACUGAUUGUUUUUCCACUCAUCGUUCAAAGAAGUAUGUAUGGAGGAUCAGCACAUAGGUUACUGUCACACGAAUACCCCACAGUGAGAUAUGAUUUAUUUUGUUUGAAAAAGAAAAUAAAAAUCAGUUUUCCAACUUGACUGCAGGCAGCGUUGUAAAAAAUGUGAUUGAAUAAUAUUUGUAUAUUAGAAACUGAGGAAAUGGGACUGAAGGAAGGACUGCUCUGAAGUUGAAAGGCUAGCAUUUGUUGAAAAACGUAGGCUGGGAAGCUACAACAUGACAGACUAGUAAAAUGCAAAGUUGAGAAGUGUAAUCAUUACAGGUUUUGUUCUAGAAAAAAAAUUGGAUUCAGAGCGAUUAGAGCAGUAGAAUCGGCUGUGGGAACGGAUUCAGUUUUCCCUGUAAACCCGUUUACUCAGAUUACUUUCUCAUGCUUUAUGAGAUAACUAACUGACAGGGGUCAGUGAAUUUAUAGGUGCGUUGAAAGAUGAAAACGAUGCCGUAAACGACAGUGCAUAGAAAUAACGUAUAACUUAAUAAAACAAACGACUGUUUGCUUAGCUUUUUUACAUGGAAACCACUGGCUUCUCAGCACAUCGCUUGCCGCUUUGCUGCACGUUUCUCAACUUGUAUUGCGUUAAACUGCUUCCCCUGUGCUGGGAUUGGCUGAUAGAGUAGUCUCCUCUUGGCUAGUAGUCAGUAGUUAUUUUCAAUGCCUUUUUUAACAUCGACUUAUUUUAUCUUCUGAGAAUACGCAACACAAAUUUAAGGGCCAUUUCAUUACUGUAAUGGCUCAAGCAAAGUUUAAAUGAAAGGAUCACGUGAGCAUAACUAAAAAUUUUAAAUGGCAGAUGUGGCCGUUUUGUAUUACUGAUUUAACUUGGCUUGCUAACUGUUGCUAACCCAGCCGAGGUCGUUUUCUUUUGAAAAAUCCACUGGUCAUUGGCAGGUGGUUUUGUCAUGUGUUUCUGAGUGGUGUGGUGCGGUGUGGUGUGGUAUAUGAGGGCAUGUAUUGACACAGAGUUGUGCUGUGUUCAUGGCCAAGUGGGAACUAGACUUUCAGACUCUGUUUUAACGGCCACCCAACCUCUAGUUACCUCUUGUUUCACAUCGUCAUAGAAACUCGCCAGAAACAUUCAACGCAAGAACGUGAGCGCAGAUGAUGACGCUCAGUCAGCGCUUUGCAAUGGGACAGCUCUUCUGUACAAACUCGCCAUGCAUUCUUACAUUUACUGUGGCAGGUACAACACUCAGUACUCAAGGGUGUGAUGUAUAGGUUUGAGUUUGGAGUCAUAACUUCUAAACAGGUGAAUGGUAGAAAAGUGCUAGGUGCUUCAGUCUAAAUGACUGAAUUACAGUCUGUUCAAUCAGAAUGAGAAGAUGAGAUAUAUGGAUUGACGAGCUUGGCCAGGCUUGGCUGCCGCUACAGUGCCCAUUGCUGUAACACUCAGAAUGCAGCUUGCGUUGCAUUAUAAAUUGCAUGGCAACACUUUUUUAAAACGCAGCGAUGCACAAUAAUGUGUCUGCGUAGCUGGUCACAUCUGUGUUCACCUGCUUUUGUGAAGUAUGUUUCUGACCUUAUGCUUUUGAUGCAGAUCUUUUAUACUACCUUAGUGUGAUAUUGCUAAAUAUUGGGAGAUGCCUGGAGAAUUGUAAGAUCGAGAUGUUCUGCACAAGAUUUUUAAUCAAACUGCGUGCUGUCAUCAUUUUCCGUGCUAUAUUAACCUUGAAUUGACAUUGACUAUGAAAAUACGUGGUGUGUAAAUACACCAUUCUGGUGUAAAAGAUUUUUAAAGAGCUUUUUAUACACCCACAAGUAGCCAAACAAACACUAGAUUGGUGUGAGCGUUCGGUUUUUUUCCAAACCUCAAAUCACUGUAGUUUAGUGAACACUUUGAGGUGGAAAAGUAGGUUUCAUAAAUGCCACUAAGGUGCAAUCAGCGGGUAUGUUCUAGCAGCCAAUCACAGAGCAGGAGACACUGUUACUAGCCAAUCGCAGUACAGAACUCGAGGCAGCCAAUCACAGCACAGUCUGCAUUCUAUUUGUUGAAAUAUGGUUGAGGGGAUGUUUUUGAAAUCUUAAAAUUGAAACAAAUACAAAGUUAAAUAAAAAAAAAAAGCUUUCUUGAUCUCGCAGCCUCGCGUGCAUGCUGCUGUGGCAGUAGGUCGAAUGCACAAGUGCAGAACGGCGCCUCUCAUGCUUUCUCUCUUUUCUCUACCAUCUCUCUCUUUUUCUCUCUCUCUCUCUCUCUCUGCACGACCGAUGGCUCUUAUAAACUUCUUUUCCAAAUAAGACCUUUUAAGGUCUUGUGAUGUGCUUUGCAUGAUAAUGGGAGGGUGUCUUUUUUUUCUUUCUCUGUUAGUAUUAUGAUCACUUAUUUUCUUUUUGUUGUGCAUGUAGGUCCUACUUUUGGAAAACGAUCCUCUUGUUUACAUAUGAAUCGUACAAUUGAUAUUAUAGGCUAUGAAUGACAGUUACAUAUAAAUAUAUGGAUGUUGCCAAACUUUUGGUAAAUGUUUUCAAUAUUGAAAUGAUAAAAAAAGUACUCCACUACAUGUAUCCAUAAUUCUUAUGAUAAUGAGAUGAAUAUAAUAAUCUAAAUCAGUGUCACAUUAAGCAAGGCUUCACCUUUACCCUCUCUUGAAGCAGCAUGCUGUUGAAAAGGGGGUCUCUUUUAUUUUUAUUUUCGUUAAUGAUUUGGUCGAAUUGUUUUGUACAGACUUUGUUAUUAAUAACGUAGUACGAUUAGUGCUCCUUGCUUUGGAUUUUCAGUGCUUUGUAUAACUUAAGUUAGGGGGUGGACUGUUUGUUAUAUCUGCUAUGAUAUCGGUGAGACGGUGGCUCUUUUUUUGGGGGGGGUGGGGGGGGGGGGUUUGAAACUUUGAAAAACACCAAAAUGUUUCAGUCUUAGGAUUUUCUGUUUUUGUUUAGGCCUAUUCUUCAUCUCUGCAUGCUGCGUCAUAUGCUGUGGGAACCAUUGAAAUGUCACUCAUGACAAUGAGAAAUAAAACAUUUGAAACUUGUAAAA